AUGCAAGCUGAGGCCUGGGCCUUUGGCCUGCUGACCGAGAGCCUCCCGGCUCCUCCCAGGGCCAGCCCGGCAGAGCCUGAGAGCAGCUUGGCUCUGUGGCUGGAGGCCCCGGGGGCCCUGGGCACCUUCAUCAGGCUCCUGGCCUGGAGGUGUCGCGGGGCCACCGAGCUGGCGGGUGGCGCCCAAGGCACUGCAGAGACAAGGGCCAGCCCAGUCACUCGCGGGCCCCCUGCACCUGGCGGGAGUGACGGCCGGCUGUGGCCAUCUGGCCUUGGUCAUCAGGGCCUGGGUCCCCCGGCCGCGGAGGCCGUCCGGAAAGGGCUGGGGCGUCCUCCUCCCGCGGCACAGCCCCCCAGCCCCAGCCAGGGAGCCCCAACCCUCCCGCUACUCCGGCUGCGACCACGCGACUCUCAGCACCGGCCUGGCCAUGGCAUCCCGGCCACCACUCUGCCUGCCGUCCUCGGGGAGCAGCGGGCAGCAGUGCUGAGCACUGACCAGGCGCCCACUCGGUGCCCACCCCCCUGCAGCCAGGGCCGGGCAGGACGUGGAGUGGACCCGGGGGCUGGGGCCUUGGGGGCCCCCUGCGUGGCUGCAGGGCGCCCAGCUCUGCUCUCAGUCCGCGCCCCCUCGGCCCGGCGUCCGGCGUCCGGGGUGGAGCGGCUGGCGCGCGCAGGCCUGAGUCACCAGUGCGCAGCCGCCGGCUUCCGGGAUCCGCGGACCCAGCCCACUUCCUGGGAGGUCCCUGUCGAUUCCAUCCCCGACAGAGAUGCCCUGAACCCGGGCUCGGCACGGCUCAACCCGACAGGGGAGCACACCGCCCGACAAAGGGGCAGCGCCCCUCCUCCGCGCCCUGCCCGGCCCCGCGCCCCGGCCUCGCCUCCCCUCCCCUCCGGCGGCCCAUCGGGGACUUCCUCUCCCCUCCUGGGGCGGCCCGGGGACUCCUGGGGCACCGCGCCGCACCUGGGCGCGCAGGAGGCCGCCCCGACCCAACCCCCCGGGCCGGCCCGCGCCUUCCCGCCCGCGCCCCGCCCCCACCGCGAGCACGUGCUGCCCCGCGCCCCGAGCGCCAGCCUCUGCCCGGUGGGGGCUGGGCCGCUGCCCGCGCGCCCCGCCCCCACCGGAAACAUUCCUGAGGCAUUCCUGAAACUUGGAGGCCCGGCCCGCCCGCGCGCGGGGCUUCGCCUGGCGCCCCCUCCCCCGCCGCGCGACCCCGGGAGAGGAGGGGGGCCGGGCCGGGCCCUCGGCGGACCCGGGAGGAAAAAGGGGAGCAGAGAAAAACAUGAGUCACGGCCGUGUCACUGGGCCGCAUUGCGAUUCCCUGCAUCACAGGAGGUGUGGAGGGCCGCCUCGGGGACCGGGCGCGGGGAAGUGCGCCCCGCUCCCGCCAUCUUCCACCGGGCUUCCUCCUCGGCCCGCGCAACAAGUCUUUGUUGGCCGGGCCUGCGAGGGACACGGCGUGCGCACGCCCUGCCCCUGCCCUCCAAGCGCUUCCAGCCGACCUCCCCUGAGCCGGGGCUGCGCUCCUCUAAUUGGGACUCCGAGCCGGGGCUAUUUCUGGCGCUGGCGCGUCUCCAAGAAGGCAUCCGCAUUCGCGACCGGCGGCGCAGCCAGGCCGUUCCCCGGCACCGCCGCUCCCGGCAGCCCCGCGCGCACUGCAGGCCGGCGGCCGAGCUCGCGGCCCGGCCCGGCCGGGCGCCCCCGCCGCCUCGGCCGCCGCGAGAGAAGUUCCGAAGUGCGGGGGCGCCGGAGGGCUCGGCCGCCCCGCGACCCCACCUCCGGCCCGGCCCGCGCCUCCGGGCCCCCGGCCGGGCCUGCCCUCCGCCCCCACAAACUGGUUUCGCGGCUUCGGCUCGCUUCCCGGGGGCGGGGGGCUCCGGGCGCCGGGUCCCUGCCCGAGGCGCCUUGGGUGCCCCCUCUGGCAGGAAGUGGGGCCGGUGCACCCGCGUGGCGGGGCAUGCGGUCGGGGUGCGCCGCUUUCCCGCGCCUGCAGGCGGCCGCGCCCCUCCCCCCGCCGCCCUGCAACGGUCGCCCGGGCGCUGCAGCGUCGCCGGCCUCGGGUCCGAGCCGGCGCGCCGGUGA
Messenger RNA from Heterocephalus glaber (naked mole-rat), 2079 nucleotides. The record is from RefSeq and is a predicted model, not a curated record. NCBI's taxonomy places the organism in Eukaryota, Metazoa, Chordata, Mammalia, Rodentia, Bathyergidae.